This is a messenger RNA of Pezoporus occidentalis (night parrot), 1769 nucleotides long. RefSeq names its product transmembrane protein 123 (gene TMEM123). The coding region runs from base 118 to 714 and encodes 198 amino acids. The transcript has 6 exons. Gene Ontology annotation, cellular component: cytoplasmic vesicle. The record is from RefSeq and is a predicted model, not a curated record. NCBI's taxonomy places the organism in Eukaryota, Metazoa, Chordata, Aves, Psittaciformes, Psittacidae.
GCGGCCUGCGUUGGGAAGGCGGCACUGCGCGGCUCAGCCUUCCGCUUCUCUCCGCUGUAGCGGCCGGGGCAGGUGGCGCCCGGCGUGUUCCGGUGGUCCCGCAGAUCCUCGGUGGCCAUGCGGCUCCUCACCGGCGCUUCCAGCGCAGUGCGGACGGCAGCACUACUGCUGCUGCUGCUGCUGCUGCUGCUGGCUCCCGGUUCCCGAAGUGAAGAGAUGAUGAAUACCAGCAGUACUACACCCUUCACAACGAUUCCAGACCCUAAGUUGAAAGGCAGUAGUAGUUUGCCCUCCAAUCUCACUGUUGCAUCAUCUACAAAAUCAACAACAACAUCUACAGUAGGUACGUCCACCCAUACUACUCACCCAACCAGCACCAGUCAGCCUAUCAACACCACUGUGUCUGUCAUCUUGACGACUCAACCCACCAAAACCAGCCAGACAACAAGAUUCACCACAGCUCCAUCAGUCACAUCAUCACAACCGAAUAUUACAGUGGUGACCACUUCCAAGAUUUCUUUCACUUCUGUAACAGGCACAUCAAAAUCUAAGGCUGUCAUAGCCAAAACCUCCAGAUUUGAUGUGGGCAGUUUUGUAGGUGGCAUUCUGCUGACGCUUGGAGUCUUAGUUAUUCUCUACAUUGGAUGCAAAACCUAUCACUCUAGAAGAGGCAUUCAGUACAGAACCAUUGAUGAACAUGAUGCCAUCAUUUAAAGAGACUUCAGGGAAGAAGAAACCCAUCCUGUCACAGCUGUUUAACUUGCUUCUGGAAGAGUAUCUUUCAUAAAGAUGAUACCAGUCUCUAGACCUGCCUUCAGUGUGAUCCUGCAAAAUGUUGAAAAGCUCUUUAAACAUCCUGAUUUUUUUGCAUUGGCUUUCAUAAGGAGAAGAGGAACUCAGUGCUCUGUAGAGACAGUAUUUUCUUUUUCCAGUAUUUGUAACCAGAUGUAAAGAAAUGCACAUCUUGAGUCAUUUUCAGGUACACACACAAGUCUAAAAUAGCACAGUGGAUCGCAGCCUUGCAAUUAAGUUUAGUUAUUUCUCACAUACUUUAUAAAUCCGGUGUGUUCUAUAAUGGAUAUAGUAGAUUUAAUUAGGAUACAUUUGAGAGUAGGCAUAGGUUUUUGCAAGUAAAAUGGAGUUUUUUUUUUCCUAAGAUUUUGUAUUAAACUUAUUUAUUUUGAAGUUUGAUGCAAACUAUAGUUUAGAAAUUUUGGAUUUUGAACAACUCGGUUAAUUUUUAUUGCGCUAUAAGGGGAUGUGGUUUGCUGACUCUAUAGAAGGUAAUAAUGGGUAAAAGGCCUUAAGUUGCACCAGGGGAGGUUUAGAUUGAAUUUUAUAAAAAACUUCUUCACCCCAUCCGGGGGUUGUCAAACACUGGAUUAGACUGCCCAGGGGAGUGGUGGAGUCACUGUUCCUGGAGGUUAAAAGAUGCGUAGAUGCAGCACGGGGACAUGGUUUAGUGGCAUGGUAGACUUGGCAGCACUGAAUUAACAGUGGGACUUUAUCUUUCUUAAGGGUCUUUUCCAACCUAAAUGAGUCUGAUGUGUACUUAUAACUUCAGUUAUUAUCUCACCAGUGACCUGCAAAGACUUUCCUGAGCCUAGCUGCAGGAAGCGUGGACAGGCUGGAGAUACCCCUCCAUCAACCCUUUCCUCCAAAUGGGUGCUUACAAGAAAACAGCCUAUAUGAUCCGUAGCUUCUUCCUUAUAGCAUGUUGUACUAAUGAAGCAUGUGCAAUUGAAAGUAAAGUAAAAAUGGGAAAAUCU